This is a messenger RNA of Dalotia coriaria, 447 nucleotides long. RefSeq lists its product as uncharacterized. Bases 1 to 447 code for a protein of 148 amino acids. Lineage: Eukaryota; Metazoa; Arthropoda; Insecta; Coleoptera; Staphylinidae. The transcript has a single exon. The record is from RefSeq and is a predicted model, not a curated record.
AUGGAGUAUAGGUGUGUAGUAUGGGAUCCGAUUCACAACCAUCAAAUGGAAAAACUUGAGAAGGUACAACAAAAAUUCAUCAGGCACAUGAGAUACCGGAAUAGUUGUAGAAAUAUAAUUAUGAAUCGUCAACAAGGGUACGAAUAUACAGGCUGCAACCUGCUGGCCAGUAGGAGAAAAUACUUGACCCUAUGCUUCGGUGCAAAUCUUAUCAAUGGCCUUCUGGAUGUUCCUGACCUAAUAGAGUUACUGGAUUUCGUCGUGCCAAACACCAGUUUGAGAGUACCAAGGGUACUUUCCAUACCAAGGGCCAAGUCUGGCUUCUCUACACGAGCGCCACUGUAUAGGAUUUCGUCUACAAUCAAUGAAUAUGCGGCGAUGAUGGAGCUGUAUAGUGUAUCGAACAAUGCUGUGAAGUGUGCUGCGCGAAAGUUAGUGCUGGUAUGA